AAAGAUGGCGGCGCCCACAAGCAGCGAUGCGGCAUGGAAUCGGGUGGAUGUUCCGUGGCCCGCUUGUAGCGGUACGGUAGCCGUGUCAGGCCAACAUUCCUCAGUGAAAUGCCUUUCAUCUGUUAUGGGGAGGUGUCAUGUGGUCAACAACCUUCUAAAAAAUAAAGCUGUGCUUGCAGAAGGAAAAACCUUGCAUGCCAUCCUGUAUAGUUUCCACUAUCAAAUGAGGCAUCAUAGGCCGUAUUGGUCUCUCAGACAGGUACAACAGUGUUUGAAGCGUUUACAUCUAAUGAAUCUGGAGCAGUCAAUUGAAAAACUUUCUGAGUUGGGCUCCAUGAAAGAGAAAUCUGAAAAUCCCAACGAGAGCUUGGUUCCCAGCCAACCUGUGAUUGAAGUGGUGCUGGUGAAGAUUUUGGGGGGCUGCAGGCUCUUGUCACAUUUGCUUGAACGCUGUUGCACAGCAUUUCUCUUGUGUCUUAAGCAUCUGUGUUUGGAAGAACACAUAUUACUCAACACUGUGGUCUUGGGAUUGUUGAGCAGAUUAUGGAUUCUUUACAGAGGUGUGCUAAAAAGCCUCAGUUCUUUAUAUGAGAGCCUGUUUGAAUUGCUUCAGGAAGUUUCACAGAGUCAGCCAAGGCCUUAUAUUAAAGAAUUUGCCUUUCCUUCUGCAAUAAAUGAAUUUCUUGGAACUGCCUACUUGGAGAUUCAGAAGAAAAUGCCCAAGGUUUUUAAAGAAAAGGCCAAAAAGUCAUGGAUAAAUCAACUGUUUUCAGUAAGGAAGGCCAGGAAGUCGGUGCAUGCAACAGUUCCUUCAGGAGUCACAAACAAAGUGCUGAAAUCCCUUGACGUUGGGCAGCCAGUUCAGAUUAACAGAACCAACCAAGAUCUUGGAAAUGACUUAGUAUUCGAUGUCAGGACCUUAUGUAGAUACCCUGAUCCUGCACUACUAGAGAUGAACAAAUUCCAAGCAAAGCAUCAUAAUUUAAAACAGAAGUCUACAUCCCUUACAUUUCAGCAUCUUAAGCCUUUCUUGACUAAACUGCAAGAAGUGCACUCCUUUGAACAACUGUCUGAUGCACUCAGAACAACAAUCCUCUGGUGCAAAAGCAAGAAACUUAGAUCACAGGCUAUUUACUUGAGAAUGAAGCUUUUGAAAUGCAGGCAUCUGCAGCAUGUGGAAGCUCAGGGUUACAGUUUACAGAGGAAACUGGGUUGUAUAAAGGCUACUAUCUGUAGAUACCUGACAGUCUCAUACUCUAGGCAGAAACCAAAACAAAGACUUGGAGCAAGGAGGCUACAGAGGCAGAUCAAACUUUCCAGGAAUCUAAGACAUAUUUCAAAGACACCAUCUUGCUUUGAUCCUGUUUGGAAAAAGACUGUUUGUGGUGAUAAUACUAUAAAUGGUAGUGUUCCCUUUUCUUUUGCUCAGGAGUUUGAACAUUCAUCUGAUGUGAGAGACGCUGACAAAAGCCAUUCUGAAGAAACAGCUGAAGAACAAGCUGAGGCAUUAGGAGGAAAGCCUGCCCAUCUACAAAAGGAAGUUAGUGAGAGUAAAGAUGAUAUAGAUGACAUUUUUGCAGCAAUAGGCAUAUAG
Molecule: messenger RNA, 1594 nt
Organism: Gekko japonicus
Lineage: Eukaryota; Metazoa; Chordata; Lepidosauria; Squamata; Gekkonidae
Gene: RMP64
Product: chromosome unknown open reading frame, human C3orf17
Exons: 9
Coding region: 5-1594 (529 amino acids)
Biological process (GO): positive regulation of Notch signaling pathway
Cellular component (GO): nucleus
Source: RefSeq, a predicted model, not a curated record